Jaculus jaculus (lesser Egyptian jerboa) is the source of this 4855-nucleotide messenger RNA. It is a transcript of the gene Rai14, whose product is annotated as retinoic acid induced 14. The record is from RefSeq and is a predicted model, not a curated record. NCBI's taxonomy places the organism in Eukaryota, Metazoa, Chordata, Mammalia, Rodentia, Dipodidae. Bases 153 to 3083 code for a protein of 976 amino acids. Gene Ontology annotation, molecular function: actin binding. The transcript has 18 exons.
ACCGAGCGCAGGAAGCCGAGCAGGAAGCGAGCCGGCGGCCGCGCUUUCCAGGGGGAGAAGCGGGGUGGCGCAGCCAACCGGAGCCGGGAGCCGCCGCCUGGAUGGGGUGUUGACAAAUCUGCUUGGACUUUGGAUGGCUAAAUGGACUAAACAUGAAGAGCCUGAAAGCGAAGUUCAGGAAGAGUGAUACCAAUGAGUGGAACAAGAACGACGACCGUCUGCUGCAGGCCGUGGAGAAUGGAGACGCCGAGAAGGUGGCCUCGCUGCUGGGCAAGAAGGGGGCCAGUGCCACCAAGCACGACAGCGAGGGCAAGACUGCUUUUCAUCUUGCUGCAGCAAAAGGACACGUGGAAUGCCUAAGGGUCAUGAUUUCGCACGGUGUGGAUGUCGCCGCCCAGGACAGUACGGGACACAGCGCUCUGCAUAUUGCAGCCAAGAGCGGCCACCCUGAGUGCGUCAAGAAGCUCCUCCAGUCCAAAUGCCCAGCUGAAAGUAUUGACAGCUCUGGGAAAACAGCUCUACACUAUGCAGCGGCGCAGGGCUGUGUUCGAGCUGUGCAGGUCCUCUGUGAGCACAAGAGCCCCACGAACCUCAAGGAUCUGGAGGGGAAUAUACCCCUGCUUCUUGCAGUACGGAACGGCCACAGUGAGGUCACCUGCCUUCUCCUGGAGCAUGGAGCAGAUGUCAAUUCCAGGGACAAAAGUGGAAGAACUGCUCUCAUGCUGGCUUGUGAAACUGGCAGCUCUCACCUCGUGGAAGCCUUAAUUAAAAAGGGUGCAGACCCCAACCUUGUAGAUUCUCUUGGACACAAUGCCUUACAUUAUUCCAAACUCUCGGAAAAUGCAGGAAUUCAAAGCCUUGUGUUAUCAAAAAUCUCUCAGGAUGCUGAUUUAAAGACCCCAAGCAAACCAAAGCAGCAUGAUCAAGUCUCUAAAAUAAGCUCAGAAAGAAGUGGAACUCCAAAAAAACGCAAAGCUCCACCACCUCCUAUCAGUCCUACGCAGUUGAGUGAUGUAUCUUCCCCAAGAUCAAUAACUUCCACACCACUCUCGGGAAAGGAAUCGGUGUUUUUCGCUGAAGCACCCUUCAAGGCUGAGAUUAGUUCUAUAAGAGAAAACAAAGACCGGCUGAGUGACAGUACUACAGGUGCUGACAGCUUGUUGGAUGUAAGCUCUGAAGCUGACCAAGAUCUUCUCGUGCUGUUGCAAGCGAAGGUGGCUUCCCUUACUCUACACAACAAGGAGUUACAAGACAAGUUACAGGCCAAAUCCCCCAAGGAGGCUGAGGGGGACCUAAGCUUUCACUCUUUCCAUUCGACUCAGACCGACCCAGCCCCAUCGCUGGGUGAAUCUAGUGAAGCCUUUUCCCCAGGUGCCAAAACAUCUCCUCCUGUCCCAGUGGGGAAACCCACUGUCAACAGCGAUGUCCAAAUCCAGCAACUCCAAGAGAUCCUGCAAGACUUGCAGAAGAAGCUGGAGCGCUCUGAAGCGGAGAAACAGCAGCUCCAGGCUGAGCUGCAGUCUCAGAGGACAGACCCGGGGUGCUUGAACAGCACAGAGAUUUCAGAGAAUGGCUCUGACCUCAGUCAGAAACUUAAAGAGACACAGAGCAAGUACGAGGAGGCCAUGAAAGAAGUCCUCAGCGUGCAGAAGCAGAUGAAACUGGGGCUCCUCUUGCGUGAGAGUGCGGAUUCCUACUCCCAUCUCCCCGAGGUGAGCGUCACGGACAGGGAGCUCAGCGUGCUGAAGCAGGAUCUGCAGAACGCCUUAGAGGAAAGCGAACGACAUAAAGAGAAAGUGAGAGAGUUAGAGGAAAAACUCGUGGAGAGAGAGAGGGACGGCGGGACUAAGCCUGCUACGGAAGAGUACGAGGAAAUGAAGAGCUCCUAUUGCUCUGUUAUCGAGAACAUGAAUAAGGAGAAGGCAUUUUUGUUGGAGAGAUACCAAGAGGCCCAAGAAGAAAUCACGAAAUUGAAAGAUACGCUGAGAAGUCAGGCGACAGCCGAGAGCCCCGAUGACACGGAGGACAUGAAAGAGGCCCUGAACAGGAUGGUCGAUGAGCUCAACAGGCAGGUGAGCGAGCUGUCACAGCUGUACAAAGAGGCCCAGGCUGAGCUAGAGGAUUACAGGAAGCGGAAGUCUCUGGAGGAGGUGACGGCCGACUACGUGCACCGAGCAGAGCACGAGAAACUGAUGCAGAUGGCCACGGCGUCCAGGGCCAAAGCCGAAGCAGCCCUGGGGGAGAUGAAGUCUCAGUACUCGAAAGUGCUGAGCGAGUUGACCCAGCUCAAGCAGCUGGUGGAUGAGCACAAGGAGAACUCCGUGUCCAUCACAGAACAUCUGCAGGUGAUCACCACCCUGCGUACCACUGCCAAAGAGUUGGAGGAGAAGAUGAGCGGCUUGAAGGAGAGUCUGGCAGCCAAGGAGGCCGAAGUGGCGCGGCUGGAAAAGCAGCUCGUGGAAGAGAAGGCUGCCACGACCGAGGCGCUGGUGCCCAGGUCCUCCUAUGAAAAGCUCCAGGCAUCCUUGGAGAGGGAGGUGAGCGCAUUGGCAGCAAAGCUAAAGGAAUCGGUCAAAGAAAAAGAGAAAGUCCACUCGGAGGUCGCCCAGGCUCGAAGUGAGGCAUCCCGGGUGAAAAGGGAGAAGGAAAACAUUCACACCCUCUUGAAAUCCAAAGAGCAGGAAGUUACGGAACUUCUGCAAAAAUUCCAGCAAGCUCAGGAAGAACUUGCUGAAAUGAAGAGAUGUUCCGAGAGCUCCUCAAAGCUGGAGGAGGAUAAAGACAGGAAGAUAAACGAGAUGUCGAAAGAAGUCACGAAAUUGAAGGAGGCGCUGAACAGCCUCUCGCAGCUCUCCUACUCCACAAGCUCAUCGAAGCGGCAGAGCCAGCAGCUGGACGUCAUGCAGCAGCAGGUCAAACAGCUCCAGAGCCAGCUGGCUGAAUGCAAGAAACAACACCAGGAGAUCAUAUCAGUUUACAGAAUGCAUCUUCUAUAUGCUGUGCAGGGUCAGAUGGAUGAAGAUGUCCAGAAAGUACUGAAGCAAAUUCUUACCAUGUGUAAAAACCAGGCCCAGAAGAAGUAGAGUGGCUUCCUUGGCAGGACGCUGCCCCUUGCCGUGCAUCUUUGUGGUCGACCCGGAGUUGUCGCUGAGCGCCGCUGCCGUUCUCAUCGUGGUAUGCACUGUGACCUGCCAUUGCGUCUUCCUUCCAGAGGUUUCUGGGGGACUGGUCCCGGGAGAAGAUCCCCUCCUGAGAACUGCUGAGAGACCUCAGAGCAGCAGGCAUGAAUGGCCCUGUCUUCUCAGAUUCCAGAGCUGGGAUCAGCCGUGCCUGCAAUUGUGGCCCUAAUGUCAGCAGGUGGACACCCUCCUUGGAACUCGUCACCCCUCACGCUCUGCUGAGGCCCCCUUGCAGUGAAUGAUGCCCCCGUUUCUGUCCUCGGGCAAUGCUAUUCCACAUACGAGAGCUCUUUUUGCCUUUGGCUUUGAAUUCCAAAACUGAUUUAAUUUCUAGCCAAAUUAGCAUGGCACUAGUUAUAAGGUGCAUGCACACGACCCUUUAUCAUACAUAUCCUGUGGAUUUAAAAACUAGUUCCAUCUAUUCCCCAAGCUGCCUUAUAUCUCAUCACCCUGAUGAGUAGUAUUAACUAAAAUAUGAAGUUUGAAAUCAACAGCAAACUGUCCUGUAAAAGUUUUUUUUUUUUAAUCUCAAUCGCCAUAUUACAAAUUUUCUAUGCAAACUUGCCUCCUGCUGUUACCCAUGAAGCUCAGGAAACCCAAAUUUUUGUGUUUCAACAAGGGACAGUAAACUGUGUUUACAGCUGAAAGAAAUGCCUCAGAAUUCUUAACCUCAGUUUUUUAAGUGUUUUUUUUUUUCCUCUAUAAUAUUGUUAUUGGCCCUUAAAGAUGUUUUCCUACCUAAGUAAAAUGACAUUAGAUGAUAUUAACAAUAUAUUUUAGGUAACUAUGCUUAAGACCUUUUAAAAAGAUAACAUUUUCCUCAAAGUUAGAGCAAAGGGUAGUUAUAUAUUCCAAACUUAGUAUGAGCUGCCACCAGCACCCCUUGGACUUUUUGCUGUUGGACUGACUCAAAACUGUAGUGCAUUUCUGAAUAUAGUAAAUCCCCUUUUUGCCCUUUGAAUAUUUUUGAAUGCCACAACUCUAUAAGCACCCAUAAAUUAUCACUGGAAGGACUGUGAGUUCCAAUGAGUUUUUCCACUUUGAAAAGUCCUGAUAUGGUAACAUGGUGCAUAGCAAAAAAGCCUUGAGGGAAAAUAUUUUAGUUCACUUUACUGUCAGGUUAAAAAUGUUUCUGACUUGCUUGCAGCUUUUCUUACGGCAUUCAACUUGUGGGAGAUAACCAGAAUGCAGAACUUUUAGUAUGCAACUAAAAGUGGAGGCCUACUCUGACAGGGCCCAUGAACUAUAAGGCUGCCUGGGGUCAGAGGGUGCCUGGCUGAACUGGAUAAUCUGUAUUGGAUGAGGACCAAUGACAGCCAAACAAAAAUGGCUUUGAAGCUUUAAAGCUUGGUGUUGUUACUUAAGUUGUUUAAUUACAGUGAAGCAUUUUCAAAAGCGCUCCAAAGAAAUGUGAAAGGACUUUUUUUUUUGCCACAGAACUUAAGAAAACACAAAACAACUCCCCAUUUGUGUCCCCCACACAGAAAUGCUGCACAGUAUAAAACUUGAGACAUUUUGUAGGAUGCCUGACAAAGUGUAGCCUUUCAUCUUGUUUCAGGAUGCAUAUUUAUUACAAGUAUUCGGUUAAAUAUUGACAAGUUAUAUGCUGUAGUUUAGCAUUUUGUCUUUAUAAUUUACAGAAAUUAUUGCAGAAAAUAAACUUGGUUCAUUUUGCA